AUGGCUGUGCACAUAAAACAGUUGCUGCUGAUGGUGGUGGUUGCUGUCAUUUAUACAAAAGCAGCUACUCAACCGGUGUUGUCACUACCAAACUGCCCAGAAAAAUGUGGCUCUGUCGAUAUUCCCUUCCCAUUUGGAACCACCGUGGAUUGUUCUCUAAACAACACCUUUCUCAUCAAUUGCAACAAAACACUCGUACCAUUCUUGCCACAGAGUAAUCAACGUGUUAUAGACAUCUCGCUCGGUGGUACGCUGCGUGUUGCAUGGCCAGUAGCCAGUGAUUGCUACACUAAAAACGGUACACUCAUGAACCAAACAAUUCCGGAUAUCAACAUAACUUAUUUUCCCGCCUCGCCAACUCGAAACAAGUUGAUAGCAGUUGGUUGUGACACAGUUGGAGUAUUCCAAACAACUGAUUCUGGGGGAGGAAACUUCUUCAUAACAGCAUGUGUGGCUUACUGCAACAGGCUUAAUAAUAUUAGUGAUAUUAAAUCUUGCUCCGGCACUGGCUGUUGCGAGGUUUUAAUACCCCAAGGUGAUGUGUUUACAAAUGUAAAAUAUGGCUCUACUUCGGGCAUAGCGAAGAAUCACUCCUUAGUACAUAACUUCAAUCCAUGUGGUUAUGCGUUUUUGGUUGAAAAUGGAAACUACAGUUUUAAGCCCUCAGACCUCAAGUUGGAGAAGAAGGAGUUUCCAGUUUUGUUGGAUUGGGCAAUAGGGAACCAAACGUGCGAGCAAGCAAAGAAGGAUAAUUCAAGUUAUGCAUGUAAGGCUGACAAAAGUACAUGUCACAAUGCUGGAACCAAAAGAUCUGGUUACCUUUGCAGAUGCCUUGAUGGAUAUCGGGGAAAUCCUUACCUCAAUCAUGGUUGCCAAGAUAUUGACGAAUGCGUGGAAUCCAAUGAUUGUGUUAAGGAAGCAACAUGCAAAAAUCUUCCACCAGGAAGCUAUCAUUGUAAAUGCCCCGCAGGAUAUGAGGGAGACGGGAAAAAUAAUGGAACGAGAUGCAGUCACAAAUCAAGAAAAGAGCUCAUUUUGAUCAUUGCAUUAUGUGUCAGCGUAACCCUCGUAGCACUAUUGGUUGGAAGCUUUUAUGUGUAUUUGGCGUUGAAGAAAAGAAAGCUCAUUAAACUUAAACAACAUUUUUUUCAACAAAAUGGUGGCUUACUAUUACAACAACAGAUAGAGAGGUGCAGAGGAUCCAGUGAAACAGCUAAAGUCUUCACUGUUGAGGAGCUAAAUGAAGCAACCAACAACUUCCAUGAAAGCAGGAUCUUAGGCCAAGGUGGUCAAGGAACAGUUUACAAAGGAGUUUUAGAAGAUAAAAGAAUUGUAGCAAUAAAAAAGUCCAAAAUCAAUGACCCAAACCAGAUUGAGCCGUUCAUCAACGAAGUGGUCAUUCUUUCCCAAAUCAACCAUAGAAAUGUGGUAAAGCUCCUCGGUUGUUGUUUAGAGACAGAUGUUCCCUUGCUUGUUUAUGAAUUCAUUCCCAAUGGCACAUUAUACGAGCAUCUUCAUGAUGAAAACCAAUCUAUAAAGCUUACAUGGAAAACAAGAUUAAGAAUAGCAAAAGAAACUGCUGGUGUCCUGGCCUAUUUACAUUCUGCUGCUUCUACACCAGUCAUACAUAGAGAUGUGAAAUCUUCAAAUAUACUACUAGAUGACAAUCUCACUGCAAAGGUUUCUGACUUUGGAGCUUCAAGGAUUGUUCCACUUGAUCAUAGUCAGAUAACAACUCUAGUGCAGGGGACAUUGGGGUAUCUUGACCCAGAAUACUUCCACACAAGCCAAUUAACAGAUAAGAGUGAUGUUUAUAGCUUUGGGGUUGUCCUAGCAGAGCUACUGACAGGAAAGAAGGCAUUCUCUUUUGCCAGGCCAGAGGAAGAUAGAAACCUUGCAAUGUACUUUGCUUCAUCAAUUAAAGAGGGUCGGUUACUUGAUAUUUUGGACAAAAAUAUAGAAGAGGCAAAUAUUGAGAAAUUAAAGGAAGUUGCCAAUAUUGCAGAGAUGUGUUUGAGGGUGAAGUGUGAGGAAAGACCAACCAUGAAAGAAGUGGCAAUGGAACUAGAAGGAAUAUUUGUUAUUGAAGAACACCAUUGGGCAAGAGGCAACAUGCCCUCAGAAGAGAAUGAAAACUUGCUCAAAGCAACAUCAUCCAUAAUCGAUGUUGAAGAUAGCAUUGGCAGAAAUGGCAUUAGUUCUUCUAACUCAUACAGCAUAAACGAAAUUCCAAUGUCGUUGAUUGGUGGAAGAUGA
Messenger RNA from Lathyrus sativus (Indian pea), 2256 nucleotides. Lineage: Eukaryota; Viridiplantae; Streptophyta; Magnoliopsida; Fabales; Fabaceae. The record is from the annotation of a GenBank genome assembly.